This is a messenger RNA of Cantharellus anzutake, 694 nucleotides long. RefSeq names its product translation initiation factor SUI1. The transcript is spliced from 4 exons. Gene Ontology annotation, cellular component: eukaryotic 43S preinitiation complex. The record is from RefSeq and is a predicted model, not a curated record. Gene Ontology annotation, biological process: translational initiation. NCBI's taxonomy places the organism in Eukaryota, Fungi, Basidiomycota, Agaricomycetes, Cantharellales, Hydnaceae. Gene Ontology annotation, molecular function: translation initiation factor activity; ribosomal small subunit binding; RNA binding. The coding region runs from base 85 to 417 and encodes 110 amino acids.
GUGACUCCGCGCUCUUCACUCCUCUUCCCUUCUUCCAACAGUACUCUCUCCACUCAGGACCGAAGUACCUCGUUUCCCCAUCGUAUGAGCGUUCAGAACCUUGAGAAGUACGACCCCUUCGCAGACGAGGGCGACCCUAUUGGCGACGUUGAAUCUAGCAAGAAUUACAUACAUAUUCGUUUGCAGCAACGUAAUGGUCGUAAGACACUGACCACGUUGCAAGGACUGCCUAAAAUAUACGACUCCAAAAAACUGUUGAAAGCUUUCAAGAAGGAAUUUGCCUGCAACGGGACCCUUGUCGAAGACGAAGAACUCGGUCAGGUUAUUCAGCUUCAGGGGGACCAGCGUGUGAAGAUAGCCGAGUUCCUUGUUGUUGAAGGCAUCGAGAAGAAGAUCAUCAAGAUACACGGUGCCUGAACAUUCCGUCUGCUCUGCGGCUUUCGCUGGAAAAUCUUUUUGUCUUUCUCCAUUACGUUUCAUCAUUCCAUCGUCGUGCCUCCUGUGACAUCAGCUUUUGCCACAUUGGAACUACAGUGACUUUUCAGGGAAUUGUUUAGUUCGUCUUGUUGAUGAUCUCUUUCUACAUGUUCAUCGCUUUGUACUUGUUGAAUCCCAUUGCGUUUAUUGCCACCCCGAUGCCGCAAGGGUGAGUUCCCGACUCUCCUCCGUGUCGAGAGGAACUGCAUGGUUGAUG